This is a messenger RNA of Seriola dumerili (greater amberjack), 531 nucleotides long. RefSeq names its product serum amyloid A-5 protein-like (gene saa). The transcript has 4 exons. Bases 125 to 490 code for a protein of 121 amino acids. Lineage: Eukaryota; Metazoa; Chordata; Actinopteri; Carangiformes; Carangidae. Gene Ontology annotation, cellular component: extracellular region. The record is from RefSeq and is a predicted model, not a curated record.
CUGCAGCCCAGCCAGUUUCAGAACAGCAUAUAAGCAAUAAUCACACCAGUAGUCCUCACUGACAAGAUAUUCUACAAUUAAGACGUGCUCUAUUCUCUACUGGUGCAGCAAAACAUCUACAACCAUGAAAUUGCUUCUAGCAGGAAUUGUUCUGAUUCUAAUUAUGGAAACCAACGCUCAGUGGUACAAGUUUCCAGUUGAAGCUGCUCAAGGGGCUCGUGAUAUGUUGCGAGCCUACAAGGACAUGAGGGAUGCGAACUGGAAAAACUCUGACAAAUACUUUCAUGCAAGAGGAAACUAUGAUGCUGCUCAGAGGGGAUCAGGGGGAAGAUGGGCAGCUGAAGUUAUCAGUAAUGCCAGAGAGUGGGCACAGGAAAGAAUGGGUCAUGGUGCCGAGGACUCUGAGGCUGAUCAGGCAGCAAACCGUUGGGGGCAGGAGGGAAGAGAUCCCAACCAUUUCAGGCCAGAGGGACUUCCUGGCAAAUACUGAUGAUAAAAGCCAUCAACUUCUAAUAAAAGCAAUAAAAUAAA